AUGGUCAAGAGACGACAAAUUUUCCAGUCCAUACGAUCGCUCUUUAUACAAACUGCAGACACGCCAAAUGAACAAGCAUUGAAGUUUCUUCCAUCGGUGCAAAUCUUGGGUGAGAAUGAAACUCGUGAAUUUCUAAGUGGUAGAGAGGCACACGCUUCUCCAUUAGCAGUUAAAUUAUUUAGUGUAGAUGGCGUAAAAUCCAUCAUGUUUGGUUCCAAUUUCAUUACUGUUGAAAAGCUACCUCAAUAUGAAUGGCAAAUACUCAAACCUGAGAUUUUUGCCAUCCUAACUGAAUAUUUGAAUAACGGCUUGGCGAUUAUGAAUGAAGAAGAGGAACUAGCUGAAGAUUUGGCAUUCAACGAAGAUGAUGAUGAAGUAGUACAGAUGAUUAAAGAGUUGAUAUUUACGAGAAUACGCCCCGCUAUACAAGACGACGGAGGGGAUAUUGAAUUUGUUGAGUUUAGAUCUAGUGAUGGUACAGUUUUCUUAAAAUUGAAAGGUGCAUGUCGUUCAUGUGAUUCAAGUUCUGUGACUUUGAAAAAUGGGAUUGAAAGUAUGUUGAAACAUUACAUUGAGGAAGUAGAAUCUGUGGAACCUGUAGAGGAAAUAGAGGUCGAAGAGGAAGAAAAGGGUUAUGCUAAUAAUAUUUCCCAGUUUGAGACCAAAGUACUACCCAGGACGCGAAACCAUGAAGAAGAAGAUUCACCACCAAGUUUAUAA
Molecule: messenger RNA, 720 nt
Organism: Lodderomyces oxycetoniae
Lineage: Eukaryota; Fungi; Ascomycota; Pichiomycetes; Serinales; Debaryomycetaceae
Exons: 1
Coding region: 1-720 (239 amino acids)
Biological process (GO): iron-sulfur cluster assembly
Cellular component (GO): mitochondrion
Molecular function (GO): iron ion binding; 4 iron, 4 sulfur cluster binding
Source: RefSeq, a predicted model, not a curated record